AGUACUUUUUCACUUUCACAGACACUUAUUGUUUGUGUGUCCAUAACCCAAGGUGGAGGAGAAGUCACAGAGGAUCAGUGAAAGUGAAAUCCAAACCACUGCCACCUCCCAAACCAUUGAGGGAGAGAGAAGAGAAGGGAGGGAGUCAGAGUGGACUGGAGAUGAAAGAUUUUGAGGAAAGCAAUGAGGAAGAGAAAGAAUACUACUUUGAAGAUCCAUCCAACAUAGGCAAUAAUUAUAACUAAAGCGAAAUUUAAUAGUGUGUGUCAAACUCUCCUAUUUUGUAGUGGUUUCUCGCAGUGAUGUCCCUGUGGCUGAGUUCCCGGAAUAUGUGAAAUUGUUGCAUCAAGACAGAGACCGCAAGCUGGAGGUCGAGUACAAGUCAUUGGAAAAGCUUCCUGCGGCAUCUACGGAAGCUGCAAAACUCGCCUGCAACAUCAGUCACAAUAGAUUCAAAAACAUCUUCCCCUAUGAUCACAGCAGGGUCCAGUUGAAGGGAAAUCCAGCAGAGAAGGGCUCUGACUACAUCAAUGCUUCAUUCAUUGAUGGGUAUCCAGAGAAGAAGAAAGCUUACAUUGCCUCACAAGGUGACACUUUCACCACACUUCUGCUCUUUCACUUACAUUCAUACAACCUAUUCUUUUCUCUUUUACUUAUAUUUGGUAGCCUUACUUCUUUCUCUUUCAUAUUAGCCUUACUACAUUCUCUUUUACUUACAUUACUAACGCUACCCAUUCUUCCCUUACACUUACAUUAUUUACGUUACUCCUUCUUUCUUUUCUGUUUCUUGCCAUCAUCUUCGACACUGCCUCACGUAGGCCCAACGGAGCUGACAGCCAACAGAUUCUGGGAGAUGGUGUGGGACUAUCAGAUCCCUACCAUCGUCAUGCUCACUCGCUGCGUUCGAGGACGGCAAGGAGAAAUGUAUGCAGUAUUGGCCAGAUCAGACCAACACUUCAGUUACACGUGGAAAGUUCGACAUCACUGUUACCUCAUUGGUGCCCUCUGCCGAGUAUCAGAUCAGAAAGAUACAGCUCAAAUCAAAGUCUGACCCAGAACAUGAGAGGACUGUCACCCACAUGCUCUACACAGCCUGGCCUGAUCACGGAGUCCCUCGCAACGCCAUGUCCCUCAUCUCCUUCAUCCAUCGCGUCCGGAAGGAGCACCCGGCCUCCCUGACCACGCCCCUCCUGGUCCACUGCAGUGCCGGGGUGGGGAGGACCGGGACCUUCAUCCUCCUGGACGUGUCCAUGCAGCAGAUGAAGAGGGAGGGCACACUCAGUGUCUUCCAGCACCUCAAGAACAUGAGGACUCAGAGAAUGAAGCUGGUUCAGACCCAGGCUCAGUACAUCUUCAUCCAUGAUUCCCUCAGUGAACUAGUGGUGUGUGGAGAAACCGACGUGGCCGCUGGUAAUAUCAGGAUCAGGAUGAUGCAGCUACAGAAACCAGUACCUGGUGACCCGUCUGGUCUCAUUGGCUUCCAGAAACAGUUUGAGACCCUGGAGGAAGUUAGCUCUCAGUGCGAGGCCUCUUACCAGGAGGCAAAGGCCAAGUACAAUGCAGGGAAAAACAGGUUCCCUGACAAGCUACCGAAUGAGUUGGGUCGUGUGAGGCUGAGGUUUGGUCCCAAACCUGGCUCCGACUAUAUCAAUGCAUCUUUCAUUGACGGGUAUAAACAACGGAAGGCCUACAUAGCCACCCAGGGACCAAUGGAAGGGACAGUGGCUGAUCUAUGGAGGAUGAUCUGGGAACACAACUGCAGCUGCAUCGUCAUGCUCUGUCAGACACAGGAGAAGGGACAAGUGAGCAGUCAUUGUUUCUGGCCAGAAGGGGAGAAAGAAGAGGCGGUGUACGGGAAGCUAAGGGUGGGGGUGAAGAGAGUGAGCCAUCACGGUGACAUCAUUGAGAGGAAGCUGGAAGUGGAGGACACGGAGGGGAGGGGAGGGGUUCAGAAGACUGUGAGUCUCAUGCAGCUGAGCAGCUGGCCUCCCGGAGAGCUGCCUCACCCCACGGCCAUCUUGUCUCUGGUGGACCUGCUCACUAAGGCACAGAGGGGCAGCCCCGGCAGACACACUGUCGUCAUGUGCAGUGAUGGAGUAGGAAGGACGGGGACGUUCAUCUGUAUCCACUCCCAACUGGAGAGACUCAAGACUGAGGGAGUGGUCGAUUUCUUCCAGGCUGCAAAAUCCGCUCGCAUCCAACGAGCGGGCCUCGUCCCAGAUGCCGCUCACUACGCCUUCUGCCACGACGUGGUCGCCACCUACAUGGACAGUUUUGAGACUUAUGCCAACUUCAAAGAAGUUGUGUAACCACAAAGAUAAUAACCCGCAAAAAUCACUUCAUCGUAGUUUAGUCGUAGUGAAAAAAACAGCCACCAUUAGUUUUUUGUACUCUAGUUUGAUUGUGAAAUGAGUUUUUCGCCCGUAUAAAAAUUUCAGCAGUUCACGUGCACGUGAGGUCAAAGGUGUAGCUACACACAUGUGGGCGCUGGCCGGUUGAAUGAAAAUGGGUCGCCAUGCUAGGAGACUCCAGCGCGUUCGCGGGGCGGUCAUAAAACAGGCCGCGGAUGACAAAGAGGACGACCCGACACAACGCGAUCAAAGCCUGGUCAACAUACACGAAGACAAAUUCUUCCGGGACGAGAUAGAUGAUUUCCACGACGCCAAAGAAAGAUUGCUACUCGAAGGCGAUAGUGGCAGUUCUGAGGAUGAUGGAUUGAGUGCUGACGAAGAAGAGGUGCUUGGAUUGAGCGAGGAAGAGGAAGAUGAAGAGGAAAGCGAGGGAGGAGGAAGAGUUUAAGCUGCCACCUGCCCUACAGAGGCAGUUUCUUGCCAGCGAUGAUGAGGAACCUUCAGAAAAACAUCAAACAGAAAUGUCGGACAAGGCGUGGGGGCGGAAGAAGAAAACAUUCUAUGCAGUCGAAGGUGAGGAUGAGUUGAGUGGGUCGGAAGGCUCGGAGAUGGCGGCAGAGUUGGAGGAGAAGGAGGCCAUUGCUCUGCAGCAGAGAAUGACCGCUGCCAUCAGCGAGGCAGACUUCAUGGCUCCAACCCUACCUGAAGAGGAUGGGGAGCAGGAAGAUGGAGUAGAGAAGGAGGAACAUGUGGCGCAGGAUUUCUCAAAGAUGUCACGAGAAGACAAGUUGGCACUGCUAGAGAAGGAUUCCCCAGAGCUAUUCGAUCUUCUGGAGGACUUUGACUUCAACAUGUCAGAGACGGUGGAACUGCUCGGAUUCCAGUCCAGAGUGGCCAAAGACUCGCCUACCUUUACUGACGAGGCAAGGAAGAGAAUAUUUGGACUGCAAGCUGCAUCUCGAUCUUCUAUAUUGCGUAAACAUCUCUCUCUUUCUCUUUCUCUCUUUAGGUAUUGCAUGAACAUAAUGUUCUACCUCUACCUGAAAGCGUCAGGUCUGCCUGUCAAAUCUCACCCAGUCAUCCAGCGCAUAGUUCAAAUCAAAAAGAUGAUUGGUCAGUUGGAGCCACUGGCCAGCGAAAUGCAAGGACAGAUCGAGGCUCUUUUAUCCUCUCUGAAUUCUGAAACACCAGAGGAAAAUCCAGCUAUGGACCAAUAUUCAGCCGUGGAAGAUGGUGUUAGUAAAAAGCCACGAAAGAGAAAACAAGGAGUGAGAGAAACGGAAAUUGAAACCAAGAUCAAAUCCGUGAAGAAGAAAAGUGCCAAAAUUUCUGGGGCGAGUGUCCAGUCUGGGUUAGUUGAAGAGGAUCCACUGGAUUACUAUGACAGGGUUUUGGAAGAGAAGAAGAGAAAGAGAGAGCAGAGGAGGGAGAGAAGAAGAAAGGAAGAGGCAGAGGGAGAGAAGGAAGCCGACCUUGAUGAGGGAGAAGAUGGAAAAAGAGCCGUCACUUACCAGAUUUCUCGCAAUAGAGGGCUGAUUCCACAGAGGAAGAAGGAGCUGAGAAAUCCUCGAGUGAAGCAUAGGAACAAGUUCAGAAAGGCCUUGAUCAAGCAUAAGGGCCAGGUGCGUGAGGUAAUGAAGGAGCUCCAUCGCUACGGAGGUGAAUCCUCUGGCAUCAGAGCCAACGUCUCACACAGCAUCAAAAUCAAAUGAACCAACUUUACUCAUAUAAGCCAUAAAACUUAUCUUCUUUUUCACGUGUAAGAGAGUGUUGCUACAUUGUAAGGGUGUCU
Geodia barretti is the source of this 4143-nucleotide messenger RNA. The record is from the annotation of a GenBank genome assembly. NCBI's taxonomy places the organism in Eukaryota, Metazoa, Porifera, Demospongiae, Tetractinellida, Geodiidae.